This is a messenger RNA of Capronia coronata CBS 617.96, 2694 nucleotides long. RefSeq lists its product as uncharacterized. The coding region runs from base 1 to 2694 and encodes 897 amino acids. Lineage: Eukaryota; Fungi; Ascomycota; Eurotiomycetes; Chaetothyriales; Herpotrichiellaceae. Gene Ontology annotation, molecular function: serine-type endopeptidase activity; dipeptidyl-peptidase activity. Gene Ontology annotation, biological process: proteolysis. The record is from RefSeq and is a predicted model, not a curated record. The transcript has a single exon.
AUGGCUAGGGUGAGCGACGUCUCCGCUGAAGAGAGGGAGACGUUUAUAAAAGAAAGGGAGUCGUCUUCCGCCACUCCACAUUCGAAACCUUCCCUGGAAAGUGCCUCGAGCGCGUCCUCCACGUCUCUAGUCCUCGAGAACCUGAACACAAUGCAAUCCGUGAACCAGCCUCUGAAACCCUUGCAAUAUCGAGAUGACGACAGUGAUCCGGAGCUACCAAGAUUCAACGACAAGAACUACACAAUCAGCGGGCAACGCAUGUCAAAAGGGUUGCGGCGCAGCCUAUGGAUUGUAUCGAUCGUCGCCAUCGUCGGUUGGGCAUUUGCGCUCUUCAUAUUUCUGGCAGGUGGACGGUACAGGCAUGCUUCUACAUUGGACUAUAACCAUGAAGCGCCAAUGAAGAGUUCGGGGAAGAAGAUCACCCUCGAACAAGUCCAGUCCGGACAAUGGCAGCCUAAGUUCGCCUCUGUCGCGUGGACAGCUGGCCCCCAAGGCGAGGAUGGUCUGUUGUUGGAGAUCAACCAACCUGGGAAGGACUAUCUGGUGGUGGAGGACAUACGCAGUCGCACGUCGUCAGCAUCGAGUGACUUCAAGAACAGAACUUUGAUCAAGAGUGGCUGGAUUCAGUUCAAUGGACAGCAGAUGUGGACGGAUGACUUCUGGGUCAGUCCGGACAUGAAACAUGUCCUUCUCAUGGCGAAGAGGGAAAAGGUAUUCCGGCAUUCCUUCGUCGGGCUUUACUUCAUUCUCGACGUCGAGUCUCAAGCCAUUCAGCCAUUGGAUCCUGCUUUCCCCAACAAACGGAUUCAAUUGGCCAAAUGGUCCCCACAGAGUGAUACUGUGGUGUUUACCAGGGACAACAACUUGUAUCUGAGGUCCUUGUCUUCAGGAAAGGUCACUGCUGUGACGGACGAUGGAGGUCCAGAAUACUUCUACGGCAUCCCAGACUGGGCAUAUGAGGAGGAAGUCUUCGGCACCAAUUCUGCAACGUGGUGGGCAAAAGAUGGUCAAUAUCUGGCUUUCUUACGCACAAACGAAACUGUCGUCCCCGAAUAUCCAGUCCAGUACUUUCUUUCCAGACCCAGUGGAAAGAAGCCUAUUGAAAGCCUGGAGAAUUAUCCUGAAGUCAGAGAGAUCAAGUAUCCCAAAGCCGGAGCUCCAAAUCCUGUUGUUGAUAUGCUGUUCUAUGACAUUGCUAAGGGGCAAGUCUUCAGCGUCGACAUUGCCGGCGGGUUUCCCGAUGAAGACCGCAUCAUUUUCAACGUGUUGUGGGCCGAUGACGGCAAGGUCUUGGUCUCCGAGUCAGAUCGCGAGAGCAGUCGUGUCAGAGUGGUUCUUGUCGACGUUGUCACGCAGACGGGCGAAACCGUCAGGACUGUUGACCUGACUGAAGUCGACGGAGGAUGGAUCGAGCCUACACAGCAUGCCCGGUAUAUCCCGGCCGAUCCUGCUAACGGCCGACUCUUCGACGGAUAUGUCGACACCGUUGUUUCGGACAACGGCGAUCACCUUGCUUACUUCUCUCCACUCAACAGCUCUAUUCCCAUCAUGCUGACAAAAGGGGACUGGGAAGUGGACGGCGGGCCUGCGGCUGUUGAUAUGAAAAACAACGUGGUCUACUACAUUGCUGCCAAAGAAGCACCGACUCAACGCCAUUUGUACAGUGUCAAGCUGGACGGCACGGAAACACAGUCUCUGGUCCCCACCGCCGAGGCAGGGUACUGGUCAUCCAAGUUCUCGACCGGAGCAGGCUACAUCAACCUGUUUUACGAAGGACCUGGCAUCCCCUAUCAGAAGGUCACAUCGACGCCGGCCAACCCCGAGAAAAUCGACCAGGUCCUGGCCGACAACAAGGCUCUGUCGCAAAUGGCAUCUUCGCACGAACUGCCUCAGCAAGUCUUCCAGAACAUCACGGUUGACGGCCAGAUGCUGCAGGUGGUCGAGCGGCGUCCGCCCCACUUCGACGCGAAGAAGCAAUACCCCGUCCUCUUCUACCUGUACGGCGGGCCCGGGUCGCAAAUGGUCAACCGCAAGUUCCACGUCGACUUCCAGUCCUUCGUGGCCUCCUCGCUGGGCUACAUCGUCGUGACUGUGGACGGGCGCGGCACGGGCUUCAUGGGGCGCAAGGCGCGCACGGUCGUGCGCAACGAGCUCGGCAAGUACGAGGCGCAGGACCAGAUCGCCGCGGCCAAGAUGUGGGCGGCAAAACCGUACGUCGACGCGUCGCGCAUGGCCAUCUGGGGCUGGUCGUUCGGCGGCUUCAUGACGCUCAAGGUCCUCGAGGCCGACGCCGGCCAGACGUUCCGGUACGGCAUGGCCGUCGCGCCCGUCACCGACUGGCGCUUCUACGACUCCAUCUACACGGAGCGCUACAUGCGCACGCCGCAGCACAACCCGCAGGGCUACGAGGCUGCGGCCGUCUCCAACGUCACGGCCAUGGCCCAGAACGUGCGCUUCCUCAUCAUGCACGGCGUCGCCGACGACAAUGUCCACAUGCAGAACACGCUGACGUUGCUGGACAAGUUCGAUCUCGCCGGCGUCGACAACUACGACGUCCAUUUCUUCCCGGAUAGCGAUCACAGCAUCUACUUCCACAAUGCCAACCAUAUCGUCUACGACAAGUUGACCAAGUGGUUGGUCAACGCGUUUAAUGGCGAGUGGUAUCGCACUGAGGAUCCGAAACCUAUUGAAUGA